This is a messenger RNA of Cornus florida, 2986 nucleotides long. RefSeq lists its product as uncharacterized. Gene Ontology annotation, molecular function: zinc ion binding. The transcript has 10 exons. Bases 159 to 2249 code for a protein of 696 amino acids. Lineage: Eukaryota; Viridiplantae; Streptophyta; Magnoliopsida; Cornales; Cornaceae. The record is from RefSeq and is a predicted model, not a curated record.
CACCUCCUUGUCUGAACAUUGAAAAGAGAGUUUAGAAAGAAAGCUCCAUAGUAGACGUGAGAAAACCCUGAUUUUUUCUACCUGGAUUUCCACUAAAUCAACAAUUUCUCACAGAGAUAAGGAUCAGGGUGUAUGUUGUUUCAGUAGUUGGAGGAAGAAUGAAGGGUCAUGAAGCAAAGAUGCCUAGAAUGGAGGAUAUUCUAAACCUUCCGGUGCAGGAUCCUCCUUGCCUGGAAUUUUCUGCAGCUCAUCUAAAUUGGGUUAAAGUGGAAGGUGGUCGUCAAGGUGGUGAUGAUAUCGCUUUAAUUCCUUUUGCUAGGGUGGAUAAUUUUGUGAAAGGAGAGUCUACUAAUGCAGAGUGCCCUGCUAGCUUUCGUGUUGAAUCAAGAAGGAAGAGACCUGAAGGGAGCAUCAGCAAACCAAGGGUCGAUGGCUACCUUGAAUAUACACUAUACUGGUGUUCUUAUGGUCCCGAAGACUACCGGAACAGCGAGCCUGGUAUUUGGAACAACUCAAAAAUUAAACCUGCAUCAGGUAAGGGAAGCAGGCCCGGGAGACGUCACAUGAUGAGAGGAUGUCUUUGCCAUUUUACUGUUAAACGCUUAUACAUCCGCCCCCUUCUCGCUCUUAUAAUCUACAACCAGCGAAACCAUGUAGAUAAAACAGGGGCUCCAUGUCAUGGAAUACUUGACCAGGAUGCCGUGGGAACAAGAGCUAUGUAUGCUCCCCGAAUUUCUGAGGAUCUACGCCAGAAAGUGAUGUCUAUGCUUUAUGUUGGAAUUUCUUUGGACAAUAUAAUCCAGCAUCACAUGGAGGAGGUGCAGAAGCAUGGAGGGCCCCACAACCGAGACGAUUUUCUUACUAGGAAUGAUGUUCGUAACAUGGAGAGACUUAUUCAUAACUCCUCUCAUGAAUUGCAUCCAAAUGAUGGAUGCAGUGUAAAGAUGUGGGUGCAACGCCACCAAAAACAUGUUUUCUUCUUCCAAGAAAAUUCUGGUCCAGAACCAUUUGUUUUAGGACUACAAACAGAUUGGCAGCUGCAGCAGAUGCUCCGCAAUGGACAGAAUGGUUCAGUAGCUUUUCAUUCAGGAUUUGGCUCAAAGAAAUUUAAGUAUCCUCUGUGUACAUUACUUGUUUUUGACUCAUCCCAGAAUGCGAUACCGGUUGCCUGGGUCAUUACUUCUUGCUGUGUCGGUCAAGUUAUCAAUAAAUGGAUGGUGUCACUUGUUGGGAGGAUCCGAACCAAGGACCCCAGGUGGAGACCAAAUGCCUUUUUGGUAGACGAUCCUUCCCUUGGCACAUCUAUUAUCAGAGAGGCGUUCCAAUGUCGGGUCCUACUAUGCCUUUGGCAUGUCCGCCGUGCUUGGAUAAAAAGCCUUAUAAAGAAGUGCUGCAACUUUGAUGUGCAGCGAGAGAUGUUUAAGCACUUAGGCCGGAUUCUGUAUUGCACAAGAAGCAGGCCAAACACUAUAGAUGCAGUUGAAGAAUUCAUGCAAAUAUAUGUCGAUCAACGUGCCUUCAUGGAUUAUUUCAGAAAUCAGUGGUUACCGAGGAUAGAAAUGUGGGUGAAUGGCAUAAGGACUCUCCCUGUGGCAAGUCAAGAGCAUUAUGCUGCAAUUGAGUUAUAUCACUUCAGGUUGAAAUCCAAAUUCUUUAACGAGCUACACACUAGCUCCCAACAAAGAGUUGAUUGGUUGAUACACAUAUUGACGACUGAAUUUCACUCCUUAUAUUGGCUUGAUCAAUAUGGAGUGGAGACUGGACACUUCAAAAAUCCAAUGGAUGUGUCCUCAACCAACUCUUGGUAUCAGGCUAUUCACAUCUCAGAUGUCGAUGUAUUGUUAGAUGAGGAAAAUCUCCAGCUUGCAAAAGUCGUUUCUCAAUCAGACAGAAGUUUGGCAUAUACAAUUUGGAACCCUGGUUCAGAAUUCUCGAUCUGUGAUUGUCCCUGGUCAAGGCUGGGGAAUCUCUGUAAGCAUGUUGUUAAGGUGGCAAUCUUUUGUAAAAAUCGUCAAGUUGCAAGGCCGUUAUUAGCAGCUCAAGUUUAUAGGCAGACCUUGCUUAACCUUCUGCAGAACUCCCCAGACGAUCCUGUAGUUCUCGAUCAUGCCAUUUUACAUGCAACACGCCUGCAACAGGACAUCAAAGGUUUGGAAGACUUGUCUAAUAAUGGGCUGCUCCAGCCUGUACCUCCUGAGACAAACUCUCAAUUGGUAGAUAAUCUCCUGCUUUUCCCACAACUCCAUUGAUUGGGUCAUUGAAGAGGAUAUACAUUAAUUUUUGGCUAAAGCCUGUCUGCUUGUAUCUCCAAGCUUAUCUCUGUGGCCCUGUGAGAAGAGUUUGUUCUGUGAUCUGCAAGCAAUCAGACCUGAAAUGGGCUCAGAACUUACAAAAACAUGUUUUAAAAUUUCAAGAUGUCUUCAAGAGAAUUUUCCAUUCCUAUUCUUCGCAUGUGGAGCUAGUCUCAACUUUGGAAAAAAGGAGGAUUGAGUUGGAUAGAUGAAAAGCUAAUAGACCCUUGGGCUCAUGAUCUUGAGAAAUCAAGUAAUACUAGGACAGUCUUUAAAUGACUCAUUGUUUCAGCUUUUCGGUGCUUUGCACGAUGGGCAAGGGCAUUGCAUCGGCACCCGGAUGUAAUGAAAAGAGGAUAAGCGAGGAACCUCAGUUUUGACCAUGAGCAUAUGAACUAUUUGCUGGUUACGAGUGAAGUCCUAAGAACGUGAUAUGCAGAUGCAAUUACUACAGAAAUGUUCUUUGUGUUAUGAUGAAUAAGGACAAGAAGAUGAAGAAUUAAAGUGCGUUGAAUGGAAUAAUAUCUCUCAUUAUGAAGUAUGGUGGUGGAAGGAAAACAGUUUCUUGAAAGGAUCAAUAUAAAGGCGGUGGUGGAGGAGAUGUUUAUGGAAUGCCGGUGAUUGGUGGCAAUGGUCCCUCAUAUACUGGAGCAAGUGGUGGGGGACAAUGAAUUGGGGGUGGUGACUAGUUUUAA